Messenger RNA from Sorghum bicolor (sorghum), 1077 nucleotides. RefSeq names its product 60S ribosomal protein L18-3. The coding region runs from base 203 to 766 and encodes 187 amino acids. Gene Ontology annotation, molecular function: RNA binding; structural constituent of ribosome. The transcript is spliced from 5 exons. The record is from RefSeq and is a predicted model, not a curated record. NCBI's taxonomy places the organism in Eukaryota, Viridiplantae, Streptophyta, Magnoliopsida, Poales, Poaceae. Gene Ontology annotation, cellular component: ribosome; cytosolic large ribosomal subunit. Gene Ontology annotation, biological process: translation.
AGGCGUAGAUCGACUAGAUCCGCGUGCAGACGUGCACAAAUGUGGCGGAGCCGAACCCAUUCGUGUGAUCGUGUCGACACCAGCCCCUCCUCUAUAUAAAGCCUUACUCUUUCGACUCGACUUCGAAAACCCUAGAACCCGCGCCGCCGCCGCCGCCGCCGCCGCCGCCGCCGGUCCUCCUCACUGCUCGCCGCGCGUUGCAAUGGGUAUCGACCUAGUCGCCGGCGGCCGGAACAAGAAGACCAAGCGCACCGCGCCCAAGUCCGACGAUGUCUACCUCAAGCUCCUCGUCAAGCUGUACCGCUUCCUUGUUCGGAGGACCAAGAGCAACUUCAACGCUGUGAUCCUGAAGCGGCUCUUCAUGAGCAAGACCAACCGCCCGCCUCUCUCGCUCCGCCGCCUCGUCAACUUCAUGGAGGGCAAGGAGAAUCAGAUUGCUGUGAUAGUGGGCACCGUGACUGACGACAAGAGGGUCUAUGAGGUACCAGCAAUGAAGGUGGCUGCGCUCAGGUUCACUGAGACGGCCAGGGCCCGGAUUGUGAAUGCUGGUGGCGAGUGCCUCACCUUUGACCAGCUUGCGCUGCGUGCCCCGCUGGGCCAGAACACGGUUCUGCUGAGGGGACCUAAGAAUGCUAGGGAAGCUGUGAAGCACUUUGGCCCUGCGCCUGGUGUGCCCCACAGCCACACGAAGCCAUACGUGCGCUCCAAGGGCAGGAAGUUUGAGAAGGCAAGAGGAAGGAGGAACAGCAGAGGCUUCAAGGUCUAGGUUGUCGCCAUAUCUAUGUAUUCUGACCUGGUUGACCAUCUUGUUUGAGUCAUAGAGUUGGUAUAUGAUAUUACACCCCAGUUCCAGGACGUUUGAGAGCUCUUUGUUGUUUGUACACCAGUUCAGGAUCUGCAAAAAUUUGCUCGAUUGGUUUGCGCCCUACUUGAAGUUCCAAGUGACAAAAGCACAAUAGGGUGCAUCUCAUUGGAUCCAUUAAUGUCUGUUUGGAGAACGUCCCAUGUUAUCCUUUUGUGUUCGAGUCGCAUUCAGUUAUCCUACAAAGAUGAAGUUGUGAUGUAUCCACUGAAUCA